GGGUCUCCCUUACUUAUUGUUGCCAGGUCCGCGUAGUAUACGCGACGUCAUGCUUGUUGCUUCACAAACUCUCUUUUAGAUACGGCGACUAACAAUUUUGGGAUUUAAUCCCACAACAUAUGUAAACAAAACAUGAAAAAUAUUCUAUUAUGUUUUUAGAGUAGGUUUUAGAAAUAAAAUUCGCUUUUCCAAAUAAAUGUAAUUGUACCAAUUUUCUUGUUUAUUACAAAUCUGGCAACACCCCUGACUGUAAAGAGAUGGUAAACCCAAGGCAAACCGGUAACACACCGAUACUUGAUCAGACGUCAACGGCCGCAAGCGAACUCGACAGGAAUAAAAGACACACGUUUUGACUCGGCGAGGGAUGUGAAGAUAUAAACUUCAAAUCUGAGCGCAUGUCUUUAAAAUAUAAGAGCUUGUCACUUUAAAAGACACACCGCGAACGCUUCGAGGCUCCUGACAAACUCUGUUUCGCGAUGGCUGUUAGAAAUAUUUCCUUCGGAGUCUUUUGGCUUGUCAGCUGGUAGCAAUUACGGCUCUACGGCAUACGGCGGGAGCCACGGCUGAAGGUCGGUGCUUUUUGCUUGACUGAUUCGCUACGGGCUGUGUGAAGCUCAGAACCUCCGAGCGGCCCGUUUCAAUACCCGCGGUAGAAGCCGGUGUGUGUGUCGGUCGUUCGGUUUACAGUGGACAUUCAGCGGCUUUACACGAACACCGCUCAUCUGGUAUUUGAUCCCCCGAAGCCGGCUAGAAUCCGGACAGAGACCUCAUGAAUGGAAAUCGGAACUACAGGAGCCGUUGGGGCUGCGCCCCAGUUCUCCGUACCUCGGAGGCCUGGCUAUGGCACCAUGGGGAAGCCCAUCAAGCUGCUGGCCAACUGCUUUCAGGUGGACAUCCCCAAGAUGGAUGUCUACCUGUACGAUGUGGACAUCAAGCCAGAAAAGUGCCCACGACGUGUUAACAGGGAAGUGGUGGAUUCUAUGGUGCAGCACUUUAAAGUGACAAUCUUUGGGGACAGAAGACCAGUUUAUGAUGGCAAGAAGAGCCUUUACACUGCUCAGCCUUUACCAGUGGCCUCAGCGGGGGUGGACCUGGACGUGACCUUGCCAGGUGAAGGUGGGAAGGACAGGAUUUUCAAGGUAACCAUUAAAUUUGUGUCGCUGGUCAGUUGGCACAUGCUGCAUGAGGUCCUCACUGGACGGAGCACUCCUGAUCCUCUGGAGCUUGACAAGCCAAUCAGCACCAAUCCCGUACACGCCGUAGAUGUUGUCCUGCGCCAUCUGCCAUCAAUGAGGUACACCCCUGUGGGAAGGUCGUUUUUCUCCUCCCCUGAGGGCUAUGAUCACCCACUGGGCGGGGGGAGGGAGGUGUGGUUUGGCUUCCACCAAUCAGUGCGACCGGCUAUGUGGAAGAUGAUGCUCAACAUUGAUGUGUCUGCCACUGCUUUCUACAAAGCUCAGCCUGUGAUUCAGUUCAUGUGUGAGGUUCUUGAUAUCCACAACAUCGAUGAGCAGCCCCGUCCUCUCACCGAUUCCCACAGAGUCAAAUUCACCAAAGAGAUCAAAGGUUUAAAGGUGGAGGUCACCCACUGUGGCACCAUGAGGAGGAAGUACAGGGUGUGUAAUGUUACUCGUCGACCAGCUAGCCAUCAGACGUUUCCUCUACAGCUAGAAAAUGGACAGACUGUGGAGAGAACAGUGGCACAAUAUUUCAGGGAAAAGUACAACUUACAGCUCAAGUACCCCCAUUUGCCCUGCCUGCAAGUGGGACAGGAGCAGAAACACACAUACCUACCUUUAGAGGUGUGCAACAUAGUGGCAGGUCAACGCUGCAUAAAAAAACUGACCGACAACCAAACCUCCACCAUGAUCAAAGCCACGGCCCGCUCCGCACCGGACAGACAAGAGGAGAUCAGCAGACUGGUGCGCAGUGCCAACUAUAAUUCAGACCCAUUUGUGCAAGAGUUCCAGUUCCGUGUGCGGGACGAGAUGGCGGAGGUGACGGGUCGAGUUCUGCCCGCCCCCAUGCUGCAGUACGGCGGCAGGGUGAGCUCUGAACACUUUAUGAAUCGUACUGUAGCCACCCCUAGUCAUGGAGUGUGGGACAUGAGAGGCAAGCAGUUUCACACUGGAGUGGAGAUCAAGAUGUGGGCCAUCGCUUGCUUUGCCACUCAGAGACAAUGUAGAGAGGAAGUUCUCAAGGGCUUUACAGACCAGCUGCGGAAGAUCUCCAAGGAUGCAGGGAUGCCUAUUCAGGGGCAGCCGUGCUUCUGCAAGUAUGCUCAGGGAGCAGAUAAUGUGGAGCCCAUGUUCCGGCACCUGAAGAACACUUAUGCUGGUCUUCAACUCAUCAUCGUCAUUCUGCCUGGAAAAACUCCAGUCUACGCCGAAGUGAAACGUGUUGGAGACACUCUUCUGGGAAUGGCCACUCAGUGCGUUCAGGUGAAGAAUGUGGUAAAGACGUCUCCUCAGACCCUUUCCAACCUCUGUUUGAAGAUCAACGUCAAACUGGGCGGCAUUAACAACAUCCUAGUGCCCCAUCAGCGGCCUUCUGUUUUCCAGCAGCCAGUCAUAUUUCUGGGAGCUGAUGUCACUCAUCCGCCUGCAGGAGAUGGCAAGAAACCCUCCAUUGCAGCUGUGGUGGGUAGCAUGGAUGCUCACCCCAGCAGAUACUGCGCUACCGUCCGUGUCCAGAGGCCCAGACAGGAGGUGAUUCAGGACCUGGCAUCCAUGGUGCGAGAGCUGCUCAUCCAGUUCUACAAGUCUACUCACUACAAACCCACCAGAAUCAUCUUCUAUAGGGAUGGAGUGUCUGAGGGGCAGUUCAGACAGGUGCUGUAUUAUGAGCUCCUGGCCAUACGUGAAGCUUGUAUCAGCCUUGAGAAGGAAUAUCAGCCUGGAAUCACCUACAUCGUUGUGCAGAAACGUCACCACACUCGCCUUUUCUGUGCUGACCGUGCUGAGAGGGUUGGCCGCAGUGGGAACAUUCCAGCAGGAACCACAGUGGACACCGACAUCACCCAUCCAUACGAAUUUGACUUUUAUCUGUGCAGUCAUGCUGGAAUACAGGGUACAAGCCGACCUUCACACUACUACGUGCUAUGGGACGACAACUGCUUCACAGCUGAUGAGUUCCAGCUCUUGACGUACCAGCUGUGCCACACAUACGUGCGCUGCACUCGCUCCGUCUCCAUCCCUGCACCAGCCUACUAUGCUCAUCUGGUGGCCUUCAGAGCCCGUUAUCAUUUAGUGGAUAAAGAGCAUGACAGUGCGGAAGGCAGCCAUGUGUCGGGUCAGAGUAACGGUCGAGACCCUCAAGCCCUGGCCAAAGCUGUGCAGAUCCAUCACGACACUCUGAGGACCAUGUACUUUGCCUAGCACCGCCUCCACAGACCUGUCAAUCACCAGUCAUUGUGCACUUAGAGGAGGAGGGAGAGGAGCUUCUCCCAAUCACAGGCUGCUAAAGAGAACCAAAUGUAAUAGAACUUACAGGCGGAACUAGCACAGUUAUGCAAUAGAAAAACAGCCAAUCUUUCCAAGCUUACUAAUUGUUUUUAAUAUCUAGAUUGCAGCUAUAAUGUUAUUUAUUAGAUUUCUAGAUCUGUUUAACUAUUCAUUUUGCAGCCUUGGGUCACAAAACCAAGUUUAAAGAUGAGGCAGAUCAGCGAAUGAGGCAGUGUUAUUUCCCUGUUUGUGUAGGUUUCUCUCAUCCUGUAGAGUUUCACGACUCAUCGGACACGCAAAAAGCUGAACAGUUUUAAAAAACGUCUGCUUAGGAUUAGUGUUUUAAUAACUUCGAAAACGGAUGUUGAAGAAAUGCCACUAGAGGGCAGUGCAAAUUUUGCUAACAGUUUGCAAUUGUACUGUAGGUCCUCCAUUGUUCCUCCGGAUAGUUGAUCAAGUCUUGAUCUUUUACUUUUUAAAAAAAUUAUUUUUACCAUCAAAAUCCAAUAUUUCAGUUUAUAUAUAUAUAUAUAUAUAUAGUAGACAACUGAAAUAGCAUUCCAUUUUCACACUUCACAAACAUGCUUCCUGGUUUAGGAAAUUGUAGAUAUUUGGACUAAAACAAGUAGGGAAGAAAGGAACUUACUUUUUUUAGUCCAACUAUCUACAAAUUCUUAAACAUAGAAGCAUUAUCUAGAUGUGUAAAAAGUAUCAGAAAUAAUGUCAAAAUUAAGUGAGAUUUUCAAAAUUAAGCGAAAAGUAAAAUAAUUUGCUAAUGGGGUAAGAAAAAUAAUCUUACUUUAAACCAAAAACUAAAUUAGUUUACUUUGAGACAUUUUUGGGGCAAAAACCCACUUAUUUUGACUAAUUUCUGCAAACAAAUUAUUUUUACUUGUCUAGAAAAUGCUUCUUGAUUUAAAAAAUGUUUAGAUAUUAUGUCACACUGCACAAAAAUGUUUUUUUUUUCACGUUUUUCGUAUAAAUAUCUACUAAUUCUUAAACCAAGAAGCAUUUUCUAGACGUAUAAAAAGUAUCUGAAAUAAUGUCAAAAUUAAGUGAGAUUUUCAAAAUUAAGUAUAAAGUAAAAUAAUCUGCUAAUGGGUUUAGUAAAGUAAUCUUAUUUCAAACCGUAAACAAAAUUAUUUUACUUUGAGACAUUUUUUUGGGCAAAAAAAAAAAAACAGAUUUUUGACUAAUUUCUGCGAACAAAUAAUUUUUACUUUUCUAGAAAAUGCUUCUUGAGUUAAGGAUCUUUAUAUAUUUAGACUAGAACCAAAACAAAGAAAAGCAUUUUUCCUCAUAUUUACUCACUGCGACCAUGCUUAUUCCGCUUUUUGAACAUUUGGAGACCCUGCUUUUCUUCUAAUUCCAGUCUUUUAAAUGCUUCUGAAUACCUCUAUGAUGCAUUAAGUUUCUAAUCCAAUUGCGCCCAUCAUAGUACCGUCGGUUUCUUACAGUUCCGGUCACAUUAAGCAGACAUGACAGGUUAGCUAAGGGCUGCAGAAUUUGCAGAGGAGAGACCAUGCAAAAUUUCCAUGUAGACGACUAUGUUUAUGUAUGUGCGUUAAACGCAUUGUGCCUCAUUCAGUUUGCGUGUGCCCACAACAUAAGUGCUCGAGUGAGUGUCAGAUUGACCGUAACACCCUCAACGGAAGUGUGCACACACACAAUUCCACCCAAGGCUACUCAGAGUCUCGAGUUUUCAUUCAAUUGACAUCAAUUGACAUUUCAUUGACCUUUAUGUACUUUGAGCUUAUUUAUAAUACUGCUUUUAACUUGCGUUGUCAUUAGUGCAUCUGUAAAUUAUCUAUUUACCUUAUCGAUUUCUUAAUUUCAUGUUUUAGCCCUGUGAACUUUGACAAACACUGUCCCAUAAGCCUUUUAGUGCAAUAAGCCAAUUAUUAACGGCUCUGUCGUAGACUUUCACGACACAAUACAAAGCAUACCUGCUUUAAUUUAAAACAGAACAUUUUGUUGAAUGUGGCAUUGUUUUGGAGAACUUGAACGCCAUUUUUUGGCUGGUUUUAUUGAAACGGAUGAUGUGUUUUAUGGCUGGAAUGAUGGGUUAAGUUUACAGAGGACGUGGUUUGUAGUAAAUGCUAUCAAGACAAAACUUUCAUUUAAAAAGUCAAAUGAUGAAGUGCCUGUUUUAUAGGAGAUAUCUAUUGGCGUACAUUUUAAAUGUGUAUUUAAGGCGAAUGGCGUGUACAUAUGGUUGGACAGAUAUUUUAGCUAUUAAAACUGUUAUUCUUUUUAGGUCUUUUUGUUGUCAAGGGCAAUUUGAUUAGUUGAACUAAUGUAGUCCUGGGCCAUUUUCUUUUCAACUUUCAUUCAGACUUCUAGAUUUCUUUUGAACUUUUACAUUUUCUUUUCAACUUUGGAACAUUCAGUUUUGUUUUAUUUUUUAUUUUGAAGAUUUUGUCAAACGUUCCUUUAUUCUUUUUUCAAAAUUUCCAACUGUUUUCAUCAUUCAAAUGUUUAUUUGACGUUUCAAACAUUCUUUUGAACUAAGUUUUCAUAAGAUCCUGUGAGUGUUCUAACAUUCUGUUUUUACACACGUUCCUUAGAACUUUAAAUAGUCAGUUGAUCCUUUGAGCUUUCAAACAUCGUUUUUGCAAACAAAAUUUACAAACAUUUUGAACUUUUGACUUUUCACAUUAUUUUUGGAAACUUUAAAUGUUGUUCUUAACUUUUUAAACCCCCCUCAAAACCCUUCCCUUUUCAUAGCCCCUGCAUAUUCAACUUGCAUUCCACACAGACCAAACCAAUGUGCCUAGGAAAACAGGGGUAGUAGAGAGUACUGAGUAAAAGCAUAUGAAGUGUAGUGCUAAAGAUGGAGGGCUUUUACUUUCACAUAGCCCUUAAUGUGAAUGGCACUGAGGUCUUUAUGACAUAAAGCCACAAAUAUUGAUCAGUGUAGCUGCUGCUUUACAUGAUAAAAAAAAACUACAUCUGCUUUCAUCUCUGAAGAGAGCGAGAAAAUAGUUUUUUUCUGAAAAAUGACUGACGAAUAUAUUGCUGCACUUAAACAAAACGCUGUACAGUCUCAGAUCUGGUGAAAUAUGCCUAAGGUGCUAAGAUGGUGUGGUGCUGUAAUACGGGGGAUGUUAACCACGCUAAUCUGCUGCGAAUUUACUGCAAAGCUUUCAGAUUGUACGAGUUUUUAUUGAAUUGAGUGUUUCGCCUGGUGAAAAACGUUUUCUUUUUUUCAGAGUGUUAGCUUGCUAACCGAACAAACAUGCUGAACAUAUUCGAGCAGUUUAAAUAAACGAAAUAGCAGUUUUAUCGAGUUAACCAGAACUUCACUCUGUAAAAAGUGCGCUAAUGUUUGGUGCUCUAAUUGUUUUCCUCUCUAUUUUGUUUGGAUGCGUUUUGAACUGUUACUUCUCUGCCGCUACCAGCAUUUGAAUUUACUUGAAUAUGGGGAGGGAUCAGUAGAACCUGCGCGCAUAUGCAUUUUUGACUUUUAGAUGACCGCUGAAAUACAGCCUCCUGAAAUCGCCACGGAAUAAAAAGCUAGCUAUAAAACUCCUAUAGGAGGAGCACUGCAUGAGGGGGAGGGGCUAUUCUGGUUAGUGGGUGUGUUUUAAAUGGCUCCUCCCACUAAAACUGUGACACUCUCUUCACCCCUUUGGCUUCAAGCUGGUAUGCGGUUUACCUUAAAGCGUGUUUAAUUCAACGAGAAGUAUAUUUGUAUAUUUAUAGGUAACUGCGUAAUGCACGUCGAUUAUUUUUGCUAACAAAGUCUAUGAGAGUUUAAGCGACAAAUUAACGUUAAUCAUGAUUAAUAUAAAUCGGGCUAAUAUUAUGCAAUAGACUGUUGAGUAGUAGAUUCGUCUCGUCUUGUGUUUUUCUGUGGUAUUGAUGAGAAGUUAUUCAGUCGUCGUCUAAUUCGAUUGUUUGAUUGCCUUAAAGGGAUAGCAACUACAAAAAUGAAGCCCAAAUUAAACACGAAGGUACCUCCUCGAAUAUUUCAAUUUCUUUUAUUAUUGGUUGUCUAAUUUUUUUUUUUUUUGAGAGGCGAAGAUUCAUCCAGUGCCUUUUCGGAUGGUGCUGUUCUUAGACCGAUAAAAUAAAACGUUAACGAAAUAUGAAGUUUAUUAACACGAUAUACUGUAUAAUAUGUGUUCAAGAGUGUUAAAACUGUGUGUGUGGGUGUGAUUGUGCCUCUUUAUUCGCCAAGAACACAUUAAUUCACAGAGCUUGCCAGUUACAGGGUCUCUGGACCAAACUUUCUACAAGGGAUAUUUGGCACUAAUAGAUCAAGCACUGUUUUCCUUUUAUUAUUCUCACUCAUUUUUAACAGCCAGUGUCAAAUCAAAUCCCAUAUACUCUAUAAAAUAGCAAUAAUAUAAUCCGUAAUGUCACUAAUAUUUGAGCUGGAUUCCAGUUUGAGUCUUGGUUUUUUUUCAUGGAUCCUUCUGUUACAUUUUUAACCUGUGAUUUUUACGAAUCUGUGAUUAAACCCAGUACCAGCUUUUGUAAAACUAUGCAAGUUUCUUCUCGUCUUGAAGGAGCUUCAUGGAAUUGUUCACAGUCGGCACUCUUUCCAUUGUGACGCAACACAUGUUCAGCGCUCUGAUGUAAUUCUUUAGUUGAUGGCGUGAUGAAAUCUUAAUGAAUUAAUAACAGAACUGUCUAUAGGCGUGUAUGUAUACAUAUUUGUCCCUUUUAUUUUAUCUGAACCUGAUUGUGGUCUUUCAUUUGGGGCUUUUUAUUUGGUCGUUCUAUUAAAUUGUCGAUAUUUUCAUUAAAACUGUAUGUCUGCAGACUUGUAUGACGGUUAUGUCUAUUGAACUGUUUGUCUUGGACAGAAACAUUACACGUGAAAUAAAUAUUGAAUGUGCGUGAA
This is a messenger RNA of Danio rerio (zebrafish), 8295 nucleotides long. Lineage: Eukaryota; Metazoa; Chordata; Actinopteri; Cypriniformes; Danionidae. The record is from RefSeq and is a predicted model, not a curated record.